Cladophialophora yegresii CBS 114405 is the source of this 1743-nucleotide messenger RNA. RefSeq lists its product as uncharacterized. Lineage: Eukaryota; Fungi; Ascomycota; Eurotiomycetes; Chaetothyriales; Herpotrichiellaceae. The record is from RefSeq and is a predicted model, not a curated record. The coding region runs from base 1 to 1743 and encodes 580 amino acids. Gene Ontology annotation, molecular function: carboxylic ester hydrolase activity. The transcript is spliced from 2 exons.
AUGUGGUCAACGAAGCUCCUCGUUUCGCUUUUCAUCGGCGCCGUCGUGGCCCAGAGUAAGGUGACGGUCUUGCACAAAGCACAUAACCUCUCUUAUGUAGGAGUCGGCUUGCAAGGCACCGAACAGUUUCUGGGAAUAAAUUAUGGUCAGGAUACAUCGGGGCCCAACCGCUUCAAGCCUCCCAGCGCCUUCCCCUAUCCUACUGGCACCACUGUCCAGGCCACAGCCGCGGGGCCAGCCUGCCCUCAAAACACCAUUCUGUCAUUUCUUGGUGCCAUCAGCGAGAACCCAGGUGUCUACAAUAUUUCUGAAGAUUGUCUGAGUCUUCAAGUCGUCAGACCGGCAGGAACCAGACAGAACGCGAAUCUUCCGGUGAUGGUUUGGAUCUACGGCCAGGGAUUCGAAUCGGGCUCGUACAAUUAUUCGCUCUACAAUCCUACUGCUCUAGUAGCCGGGUCCGCUGCCAAAGGCACACCCGUGAUUUAUGUGGCCAUGAAUUACCGUGUCAAUGUGUUUGGGUUCGCCAACAGUCCAGCACUCAGGUCGGAAGGAUCACUCAAUGCUGGUCUGCUUGACCAGAGACUGGCACUCCGCUGGGUUCAAUCGAACAUCGUGGCUUUCGGCGGGAACCCAAGGAAUGUGACCAUCUUCGGAGAGAGUAGCGGUGCCACUAGCGUAGGAUUGCAUCUAACUUCGAAUGGUGGCAAUGGGACUGCGCCUUUCCGACGCGCCAUCCUUCAAUCUGGUGGCCCAACAGGGGAUCCAGGUCUUACGGGCAAUAUUACCGCCAAUAACACAGCUGCAGUCGCCCAGUUGGCUGGUUGUACCUCCACCAACGACAGCCUGGUCUUGGCAUGUCUUCGCGAUAUCGCUGCAGACUCGCUCUUGAACGCUGUUCUCCAGUUCGAGAACACUACAACAGCAGGCGGUUCAUUCCAAGACAUCUUCUUCCCAACAGUGGAUGGAAGCUAUGUGCCUGCGGCGCCGUCAACGCUUCUCCGUACAGGUCGCCUUCACAAGAACGUCUCGAUCAUUACCGGAUGGAAUGAAAACGAUGGCAGCAUCUUCGCGCCCCCCACGUUGAAUGCCUCGACCGCGGUCCAGACAUACCUACGGUCGGCAUACCCACAUCUCAACUCCACCACGAUAUCAACCCUGCUCUCCCUCUAUCCGCUUAACGACUUUACGGUUGCGGCGCAGAUGUUGAAGAUUUCACCGUAUUUCCUCCAGGCAUCGCAGAUCUACCGCGACGUCAAUUUCGCAUGCCAGUCCCUUGACGUGGCUCACCGCGUCGCCCAGCGCGGUAGUGCCAGCUACCUCUACGUUCUCAACACGACGUCCCUCGCCAGCGUGCUGUCCCUGUUCAACGCCAGCUUCGAGGGAGUGAUUCACUUCUCUGACGUGCCAUUCGUGUUCGACCAACCCAACGUCGGCUUUGGGACCACCGCCGCGGCGAAUCUCACAGCAGCAAGAAUGUCCGGCAGCUGGGCUCGUUUCGCAACGACAGGCCACCCCAGCGGUAAUCCCGAUGUGACGCUCGCAGGAUGGACGCAGGCGUACACGAGGGCUGAGGCGGCGAAGACGGGCCAGAACGUCACCAGGGCGACGGUUAGGGUGAUUGGCGGGCCGAAUGCGGGUAAUGCAAACUUGUCCACGGCCGCGAGGGAUGUCGUCGAGCCAGGCCUACUGCGGAGGUGCGCUUUCAUCAAUUCGGCGGCGUUCUACCAGCAGCUGCAGACGUAG